Molecule: messenger RNA, 1927 nt
Organism: Quercus robur (English oak)
Lineage: Eukaryota; Viridiplantae; Streptophyta; Magnoliopsida; Fagales; Fagaceae
Exons: 5
Coding region: 139-1446 (435 amino acids)
Source: RefSeq, a predicted model, not a curated record
GGUUGGGCCAGGAGGGAGAGGAGGAACGGACAUUACAAAGAAAUGGAAUACAGUUUUGGCCUGUAUCCUGGGAAAUGGGAAAAACGGGGGGAGUGAAAGGGAAAAGGAAAUGUUGUUGUGAUCGGAAUCGGAGAGAGAAUGAGAAGCAAGAGUGGGCGCGGGGGUAGGCCCAAACACAAUCGUUCCACUUCUUCUUCUCCUUCUAUCACUGCUACUACUACUUCACUUCCUAUGCUCUUCAAUCGCAAACACAAUCAGUUCACACUGGACGAAGAUAGCGUCUGUGGAGAAAUGCUCAAUGCUCAGCUACACAAUGAUGUAGCUCCUGAUUUGGUUGACCACGCUCUUGCUUCCAAAACAAGAGUCCAUUGCUCUACCUCUCAUGACAUUUCUACUCUAGAUGAUGGUAUGGAGAUUGAUUGCUUCAAACAGACUUGUAUAAUAUGCAAUCAAGGCGGACAUGUGUUUGUUUGUGCUGAAUCUGGCUGCCCAAUUGCUCUCCACAAGAAGUGCGUGAGUCGGGAACUUAUAUCUGAUGACGACUUAGAACAAUUCUACUGCCCGUAUUGUUUGCACAAACGAGCGUUGGUACAGAAACAACAACUGAGAAAAAAGGCUGAAUUGGCAAAGGAGGAUUUAUUGAAAUUUUUGGGUACAAAUGCUGUUGGUGGGGAUGGGCUAAAGCAGAAAGAUGGGGAAGAAAAGAGGCGUCAGGAUCAGUGUAAUACGGAUGAAGAACAGAUGACUGAAGAUGGUGCACUUGAUGCAUCAAAAGGAUCACAAGGCGGUCUAAAGAUACAUGAGGAAAACAUUUCUGAAGCACAUCAGUCUAAAUUUGCAGAAGAUGUAGAAAACAUACAACUAGAGAUGAAUGCAGAUGGUGCACUUGAUAGAUCAAAAGGAGGAUCAAAGGACGGUUUAAAGGUAUCUGAGGAAAAUAAAAGCAGAAGCAAGGAUGAAGAACAAAUGCAGCCAAAAUCACCAAAGCAGACUUCAAAUGCCAAUUUUGCCUCUGGAACUACGGAUUCAGAUAUGGAGAUACUCGCAGCACGAGUAUGCCGAAUCAAACAAAGAGCCCAAAAGAAGCCUUUCCCUCAGAAUGAUGAUUCACCAAUGAAAUCAUCCUCUCAGGAAAAUAGCACCACAGAGAAAAAGGUCACCUCCAAGAAUAAGAAACAUGCUGCCUCCAAAAAGUCAAGGCAACCUCAAGUGUCGACUAAGCAACUCACAACAAUGCCUUUUCCUACUGCAAAGCGAAAGAGAUUACUUUGGACAGCUGAAGAGGAAAAUAUGUUAAAGGAAGGUGUGCAUCAUGUUUCAGCUUCAGCCAAAAAAAAUGUCCCCUGGAGGAAAAUUUUGGAACUUGGUCGUCACAUAUUUCAUAAGAGUCGAACUCCAGAAGAUCUCAAGGAUAAAUGGAGGACGAUGUUGGCCAAAGAGCCUUAGACAAUUAAGAGAAGAUUGACUGAAUUGCUUAGUACAUCAGAUGACAAAGCUAGUGAAAGGGGUGACAGCAGGGUCUUUCUCCUAGUCAAGUCUAACUGUACGUGUGUAUAAUAUACCAGGAAGACCUCUUAAAUGAUGAAACAUGUAUAUAUAUCAAAUGGAUUCACUACUGUUUUUUGCUUGUCAAUGAAGGUUUUACUUUUUAUGAGAGGAAGAAAGAAAAGCAAGGCAGGAUAAAUUUGUUUCUAGGGCACAGGAGCAAACAUAACCCAUGAAUAAAACUUCCUGUAACUAGCAUUUUGGAUGGAGGAAAUUGCCAAGGUUGACUGUAGAUUGAAGAUAAAUGACCAUAGAAGUUGUAAUUGGUAAGUCCAAAAACAUGUGGACUUGCCAAAAUUAUGAUCAAGCUGAUAGCAUGAGAUGAUAUUCAUAGCACACAAAAAAUAGUAAAAACAAUUAAUUAAUCCUCUGUUAAUUACAA